Messenger RNA from Oncorhynchus mykiss (rainbow trout), 5831 nucleotides. RefSeq names its product proprotein convertase subtilisin/kexin type 1 (gene pcsk1). Gene Ontology annotation, biological process: peptide hormone processing. Gene Ontology annotation, molecular function: serine-type endopeptidase activity. Gene Ontology annotation, cellular component: membrane; neuron projection. NCBI's taxonomy places the organism in Eukaryota, Metazoa, Chordata, Actinopteri, Salmoniformes, Salmonidae. The record is from RefSeq and is a predicted model, not a curated record.
AUAGACCCUACCCCGUGGUAUGUAGGCUCGUUGACGUCAGAGCCGAUUUGUAAUUUGACGUGUAAAUAUUCUCGCCCACUUCCAAGGUUUACUCUCCGCUUGCUUUCCUAGAUGGUUCAAUAAGGCAAUAACGCCGUGACAGGUACUCUUUCCCACCCUGCACUUUGAAGGAAAAAAUACAUGCAAGUCGAGCCAAUUUAUUUAAUAUUACUUGCAUUUUUGUUUUUAAUUUGUUGUCUUGUAUGCCUUCCAAGAGCAUCAAUCAAAUAUAUUUUUAAUCUAAUCGUAUUUUCUCUGAGAUGGAAAUGAGAUGUCGCCGAACAACGGUGAUGUGCUGUGCUCUUGCGGUUCUCUGCUCCAUCGCUCGUUCCGUAAAUGCUUCAUUCGGGGACAGACAGUACCUCAACGAAUGGGCGGUGGAGAUUCCCGGAGGACUGGACGCCGCCAGGUCCAUUGCCAAAGAACUGGACUACCGAGUAGUCCGCCAGAUUGGGGCGCUAGAAAACCAUUACUUGUUCAAACACCAGACUCAUCCCAGCAGGACGAAACGAAGUGCCGAUCACAUCACCAAACGCCUGUCCGAGGAUGAUCGGGUAUCGUGGGCGGAGCAACAAUAUGAGAAGCGGCGCAGUAAGCGGGCGUCACUGGGGUCAUGCCGGGACUGUCCGGUGGACGAGCUGUUCAAUGACCCUAUGUGGAACCAGCAGUGGUACCUGCAAGACACUCGGACGUCGUCCUCCCUGCCCAAGCUGGACCUCCACGUGAUUCCUGUGUGGAAGAAAGGGUUCACAGGAAAAGGAGUGGUCAUCACCGUGCUGGACGACGGUCUGGAGUGGAACCACACCGACAUCUACCCCAACUAUGACACAGCAGCCAGCUACGAUUUCAAUGACAACGACCCUGACCCCUUCCCCAGGUACGACUCCACCAAUGAGAACAAGCAUGGGACCAGGUGUGCCGGUGAGAUCGCCAUGCAGGCAGACAACAAUAAAUGUGGAGUCGGGGUGGCGUACAACUCCAAGGUUGGAGGGAUCCGCAUGUUGGACGGUAUCGUGACGGAUGCCAUCGAGGCCAGUUCUAUUGGCUUCAAUUCGGACCACGUGGACAUCUACAGUGCCAGCUGGGGACCCAACGACGAUGGAAAAACAGUCGAGGGUCCCGGUCGCCUUGCGUCAAAAGCCUUUGAGUACGGCAUCCAGAAGGGCCGGGGAGGGAAGGGCUCUAUCUUCGUGUGGGCAUCAGGAAACGGGGGCCGCCAGGGGGACAACUGCGACUGCGACGGCUACACAGACAGCAUCUACACCAUCUCCAUCAGCAGUGCCUCCCAGCAGGGCCUGUCCCCCUGGUACGCUGAGAAGUGCUCCUCCACCCUGGCUACCGCUUACAGCAGCGGAGACUACACUGACCAGAGAAUAACCAGUGCUGAUUUGCAUAAUGAAUGCACAGAGACACACACAGGAACCUCCGCCUCCGCCCCACUAGCUGCUGGGAUAUUUGCCCUCGCACUGGAACAGAACCCUGAGCUGACGUGGAGGGAUCUGCAGCACUUGGUGGUGUGGACGUCUGAGUUCGACCCGCUGGCCAACAACCCCGGCUGGAAGAGGAACGGGGCAGGCCUGAUGGUCAACAGUCGUUUUGGCUUCGGCCUGCUCAAUGCCAAGGCCCUGGUGGACCUGGCCGACCCGGCCACCUGGAAACACGUCCCUGAGAAGAAACAGUGCAUAAUCAGGGAUGACUCCUUCCAGCCCAGGGCAUUGAAAGCAGCAGGAGAGAUCACCAUUGAGAUCCCCACCAAGGCCUGUAAUGGCCAGGACAACGCUGUCCUCUCACUGGAGCAUGUGCAAGUGGAGGCCAGCAUCGAGUACACCAGGAGAGGAGACCUACACAUCACACUCACAUCCCCAUCAGGCACUAGCACGGUCCUGCUGGCAGAGAGAGAGAGGGACAUGUCAUCUAACGGCUUCAGGAACUGGGACUUCAUGUCUGUUCACACCUGGGGAGAAGACCCCACUGGCACCUGGACCCUCAAGAUAACUGACACGUCCGGGCGGAUGGAGAAUGAAGGCCAGAUCCUGACCUGGAAGUUGAUUCUCCACGGCACGUCAGAGAAGCCCGAGCACAUGAAGAAACCCAGAGUGUAUGUCCCUUACAACGCUGUCCAGAAUGACCGUAGAGGAGUAGAGCACAUGGACGACAUGAUGGAGGAACUGUCCACCCAGGCUGAGGCCCACUCACCGCAGAAGACUCAACCCCCUCCUUCUGCCACCCCCAAGAUGAAGCAGAUGAGGCCCUCCUCCCCACCCCUGUCACCCUCCCUGGCCCUCCUGCGUCUCCUCCAGAUGGCCUUCAACCGGCAGACCCCCGCCGCCCUGCCCCAGUCCCCAGAAAAGGCCCCCUCUAGCAGGGGAGAGCAGCACCAGGGCAGGCCAUACUCCAUUCCAGGGGGAGCAGGCCCUCGCAUCACUCCCCAGAAGCUGUACCAGGCCCUGGACAGGAUCAACCAGUACCAGCGGGCCGGGCAGGAUGAAAGCCUUUACAGUGACUACAGUGACGGCUUCUACAGCGCCAAGCCCUACAGGCACAGAGAUGACCGGCUGCUGCAGGCACUCUUCAACAUGCUCUCUAACGACAGGCAGUGAGGGAGGGGGGGCAUGGGGUGGAACUCAGUGUGUGCAGGCUUUUGUUCCAGACCCAACAUAUCCACCCCUGUAGGAUUCAGGGCCGAUUGAACUAAUCAUGGUCUACAUUGAAGAUUGUGCUUAGUUAACUACCGGUAGUUGAAUCAGGCGUGUUAGUGCUGGGCUCAAGCCUACACAUCCCUGCGGUUCUCCUUGGUCAAGAUUGGCCACCCCGGGGUAAGGUGUGAGAGAGAUAGGGUGAGGAGGCGGCGGCUGGGCAUGGAAGGAGCAUGCGAGAGAGAGCGGGAGAGUGAAAGCCAGAGAGAAACUCUUCCAGCCAAAUGUGUUGUUGUUUUUCCAAAACUCUGCUUUUCUUACCUUGCAGCAUUCUAUCCUGUCUCUCUGUCUAUCUGUCUUUCAUUCUGCACAGUUGUAGGUCGGUUGCAUCUCAAUUCCCGGAAGUAGCUUCCCUUCCUCCUCCCCCUCCUCCUAAUGUAGUGAAACCUAGCUAGCCCAUAGACUUCCACCAUAUUGUUUAAGUCUUCUAAGAUCAGUAUGCAUGAAAGAAAAGGGGGCCCAAAUAGAAUACUUAGAUUCAACUAGGAUUCCAUUCCACCCGCCUCCUCCAGCCAUCUAUCCACCUCUAUCCACCAUCAUUCCACCCCCUUCCUCCAGCCAUCUAUCCACCACCUCCUCCAACCACCUAUCCACCUCUAUCCACCAUCAUUCCACCCCUCCACCAGCUAUCUAUCCACCAUCAUUCCAUCCCUUCCUCCAGCCAUCUUUCCACCUCAGGAUGGGUCCCAAUAGUCUUAAAGGGACACUUCACUUCAAAACAAAAGUUAGUAAGAUGUUUUCAGGCCUCAAAAGUGGUCUGGUGUAGAGAUGAGUUCACGUACCAGGACAAGUGUUUUUUAGAUCCAACUGUAUGCCUCAACCCCAAAUUAAUGAAAAAAUAUAGACACUGAAUAAAAUGAGGAAAUGUAUUUCCAUUCAUUCCAGAUUAAGGAAAGGUAUUUCCAUUCAUUCCAGAUUUGGCAUAUAUAUGUAGCUGGAUCUACUCAAGAUUUGACACGGGACAUAGACUCAUCUGUUCAUAACUUUUUGGGUAUGAAUCGUCAGACAAAACAAACUUAAUUUUUGAGUCCCAAGAGACAGAGAGAAAAAUAUUAAUAAUUGUAUAUAUUUAGUAUAUCAAUUAUAUUUUGAGGUUCUAUUUAUCACCUUUACCUAUCAGUGGUAUUGAAGAAAUGGAGACAAGAGAAGGAGACAAGAGAAGGAGAUAAGGAAAUAACAUUAAGACUUUUGGGACACAGCCCUAUUCUCCCUUCACUCUACCACCUGCUUGAGCAUGCUACCUUCAGAAUAUAAAUUUCAUAAUUGUAUUAUGACUGACAUGAUCAAAUAUUAUACAAAGACAAUGAUUGUUAUGUUGUUUUUAAAUAUACUUGGACUCUAAAAUAUCCACCUCUCUAAACUCCAACUCUGAAAUAUCGAUUUAAUAUUUAUACUUUGACAUGUUUAUUUUGUCAUGUAUUUGUUUUCUGUAAGAGUAGAAGUACUCACUGUGCUACUGUAUCUUAAACCCAAAUCCUAAUUUGAAGAAUGUGAUUUUAAGAUAAAUGCACAAUUUCAAGUUAGGUUUACGACUAUACUUUAAUAUGCAUAAAAAAUGCAGUCCCCGUACUGAUUGUUUUUCAAACUGAAAGCUCAAAGAUGUUGAUAUGUGGCAUAUUCUUCACAGGGUGUCAACAAAGCAUUGGAGAGUUUGAGAACAGCAGUCUUUUACCCGGUCCUCUUGAGAAAAAAAAGUUCAGUUCUUGGGGAAAUUCUUCAAAUAUUUAAUUUUUUAAACAACAACAUACAGUCUAAAACAAAAUAUUUAUUUAACCUUUAUUUAACCAGGCAAGUCAGUUAAGAACAAAUUCUUAUUUUCAAUGACGGCCUAGGAACAGUGGGUUAACUGCCUGUUCAGGGGCAGAACGACAGAUUUGUACGUGUCAGCUCAGGUUUUUUUUUAACUUGCAACUUUCCGGUUACUAGUCCAACGCUCUAACCACUAGGCUACCCUGCCGCCCCACAAAAUAAAUUGGGAAGAUAACUGACCAAGAAUCAAUUGGUUGUGUCAUUUUUAUGGAUGUCAUCCGACCUUAUAAGAUAUAUAUAGAUAUGAUGAAUAUGAUUGAAGCUUUUGCAAAUUGGCAAUGUUGAAACCAUCUGAAUACUUAUGUAUUUUAACUGCUCAUAUAAAAUAACUAUAAAAAACAUUUUCUUAAGUAUCAUACAAAUGUUGUGCAAUUUGAUUCAUUUUAUAUUCAAAAGUACAAUGCUGCAUUAAAUGAAAUAUUUUUCUAAAAAAAUAUAUAUAUGUAUAUAUUUAUAUAUAUAUAUAUAUAUCCCUUAAAGUCAUUUUAUUUUAGAUUUAGUCAAAUUCUAGGUUUAUAUUAAUACAAACUAAAUGGAAUUAUUAAUAGAAAUGAACACUGCCAAACUGUUGUGCUGCCAAAUUUUGUAAAAGUUUUCCUGUGUUUGGGUGAUUGUAAAACAGGCUUCGAUGUUGUUGCUUCAUUUACAAACUCAUAUUAAUACAACUACAUGGUUAUAUGCAACUUAUUGGAUAUGUCCAUUUAUACAAUAUUUUGGUAUUAGUGGACUUUCCUGAUUCAAUCCAGUUAUACUUUACUGUAGGCGGGGCUUCACACCAAAAAACCAUAACACAUUUAUAGUAUAAUGCCUUCAUAUGCCCUACAUAAACAUUCACGUUUAUGCUCAACUGCAGGUUGGUAGAUGUCACUGCAUUAUCUUAUGGCAACUUGCGGCUGAUAAGCUUAGCUGACAUUUGCAUGUAUAAAUGCUUAUGUAGUGAUUAUGACAGUGUUAGGAACUGCUAUGAAUGUGCUACGUAGCCCUAUGUAUGUAAAGCCCCAUACACUAUAGUGUUAAGUAUCCCCUGUUUUCUGUGGUAUUGGCUCUAGCUCUACUCUCUGCCAAACAAGGUGAAAGAUUGAGAUGACAGAUGAAGAAUGGUUUACAUGCAUCCUGUAAUUUAUACAUCUUUCAAUGUAGCCAGUGUUGUAGAUCUGUUUGUUAAUAUUUUGGAUUUGAUUGAUGCUUCUGUCCAAUGUUGUUCACAACAGCUGAAAUAUGUCGCUAUUUAUGUAUGGAUGUACAAAAUGAGAUUUAUCGUAAUAAACUGCAAAGUAACCUGGUGAA